AUGACAACUGUUCGCACGAUCAUCUCUAUAACUGCUUCUAGUGGGUGGUCUCUUCAUCAAAUGGAUGUGAAGAAUGCUUUUCUUCAUGGUGACCUGACAAAAGAUAUUUAUAUGACUCCACCUCAAGGCUUAUUCUCUUCAUCUAAAGGCGUGUGCAAACUCAAACGCUCCUUAUAUGGUUUGAAACAGGCACCUAGAGCAUGGUACGAGAAAUUCCGCUCCACUCUACUUGGAUUCUCCUUUACUCAGAGUCAGUAUGAUUCCUCUUUAUUUAUUCAUAGUACAUCUGCGGGCAUUGUUCUGCUUCUUUUGUAUGUUGAUGAUAUGGUUAUUACUGGUUCUGAUCAUGCUUCCAUUCAGCGACUUAAGCAACAGUUACAGGCCUCAUUUCACAUGAAAGAUUUGGGUAAUCUACAUUAUUUUCUUGGUCUUGAGGUUCAUUCUACAUCCAAGGGCAUCUUUCUCCAUCAACACAAAUAUGCUACAGAUCUGAUUUCUAUGGCUGGUCUCGAAUCGGCUAAUCCGGUAGAUACUCCUCUUGAGGUUAAUGUUAAAUAUCAUCGUGAUGAUGGUGAUCUUUUGCCUGAUCCCUUAUUGUAUCGUCAACUUGUGGGUAGCCUCAACUACUUGACUAUUACUCGCCCUGACAUAUCUUUUGUUGUUCAACAAGUAAGUCAAUUCAUGCAUUCUCCUCGCCAUCUUCACUUAGCUACGGUUCGUUGUAUAAUUCGCUACUUAAAGGGAACCUCUCACCGCGGAUUAUUCUUUUCCGUUGGAAUUUCUCUUCAGUUGAGUGCUUAUAGUGAUGCUGAUUGGGCAGGGUGUCCUGAUACUCGUCGAUCUGUUACUGGUUGGUGCAUGUUUCUUGGUUCUUCAUUGAUCUCUUGGAAAAGUAAGAAGCAAGCAAGAGUUUCUAAAUCUUCUACUGAAUCAGAGUAUCGUGCCAUGUCUGCUGCUUGUUCAGAAAUACUUUGGCUUCGUGGUCUUUUGGCUGAACUUGGAUUUCCCCAAAUAGAGCCAACUUCACUUUAUGCUAAUACAAGUGCCAUUCAAACUGUUGCAAAUCCUGUUUUUCAUGAACGCACAAAACAUAUCGAAGUUGAUGGUCAUUCAAAUCACUAUCACAACUGCAUCACCAUUGAUGCCCCCUCAAAAGAGCUAUACACAAUAAUAUUGACUUGUUGA
Molecule: messenger RNA, 1185 nt
Organism: Lathyrus oleraceus (garden pea)
Lineage: Eukaryota; Viridiplantae; Streptophyta; Magnoliopsida; Fabales; Fabaceae
Exons: 1
Coding region: 1-1185 (394 amino acids)
Source: RefSeq, a predicted model, not a curated record